GCAGCCCCAUGGGCUCUGCCGGGGUCCCCCUGCUGCUGCUGCUGCUGGUGGGGGCGCUGUGCUGGAUCCCCGGAAGCGAAGGGGGGAAGGAGCCCCCCGCCCAUUUCUUGCAGCAGGUGAAGGGCGAGUGCCGCUUCCUGAACGGGACGCAGCGGGUGCGGUUCCUGCAGAGGUACUUCUACGACCGGCAGGAGAUUGACCGCUUCGACAGCGACCUCGGCAAGUUCGUGGCCGUGACCGAGUUGGGGCAGCCCGAUGCCGACUAUUGGAACAGCGAUAAGGUCUACCUGCAGGGCCUGAGGGCCGUUGUGGAUAUCUGCCGGCAGAACUACGAGGUGGCCAAGACGGGGCGUAUGAUUGGCCGGAGAACCAAGCCCACCGUCACCAUCUCCCCCACCAAGGCAGACCCCGCGUCCCCCAACACCAUCCUCCUCUGCACCGUGACGGGCUUUUACCCCCUGGAGAUCGACAUCCGGUGGCUGAAGAACGGGCGGCCGGAGAAGGAGGGCGUCGCCUUCGGGGAGGAGCUGCAGAACGGAGACUGGACCUACCAGCGCCAGGUGAUGCUGGAGACCCGGCCCGAGCGGGGGGACGUCUACGCUUGCCAGGUGGGGCACGCCAGCCUGGAGGCCCCUGUCACCGUCCAGUGGGAGCCACGUUCCUCCAACUCUGCCAGGAGCAAACUCUGGACGGGGGCCGUGGGGGCCGUGCUGGGGGUGGCCUUCCUGGCUGUGGGGCUCUCCCUCUACCUGAAGAGCAAGAAAGGUGAGUCUUUGGGGCUGGAUAAGGAGAGUUGGGGAGGGGAUCAUCAACCUCCAUCCAACAACCUGCAGGCUCAGGCCCAGGGGCUGCUCCCUCGUGCUCCCUCCUUUUACGCCUCCCACUUCCAGCCUCCCACCCCCCCCAGGGACCCCGACUCAGCUGGAACCGAGGAGAAGCCCCGGACCUCUGGCCCUGCAGGGUCUUGUUCCGGGAAGGACCAGGCCCCCUUCGGAGUCCGGCAGCCCCAGCCUGGGGUUCCCCGGGGCCUUAAGAAGACUUCAGGGGGCAUCUAG
Candoia aspera is the source of this 1055-nucleotide messenger RNA. RefSeq names its product H-2 class II histocompatibility antigen, E-S beta chain-like. The record is from RefSeq and is a predicted model, not a curated record. Gene Ontology annotation, cellular component: MHC class II protein complex; membrane. NCBI's taxonomy places the organism in Eukaryota, Metazoa, Chordata, Lepidosauria, Squamata, Candoiidae. Gene Ontology annotation, biological process: antigen processing and presentation; immune response. Bases 9 to 1055 code for a protein of 348 amino acids. The transcript has 6 exons.